AUGGCUACCUCAUCUGAUGACCGCACUCAAACCGGCCCCGUGCAGUGCGUAGGACCCGACUAUCGAUCGCCUAGUCAAAAGCCCAUCGCCACAGUUUCGACCGAAGUUGAAUAUGACAAUGUCAUCACAUUACCCCAAACACCGCAGCUUAUAGCGCUACUCACGAAAAUACGAGAUAGGAACACGGAUCGAGCAGACUUCAUCUUUUACUCGAACCGGAUCAUUCGAUUGCUUGUCGAAGAGGGACUUAACCAUUUACCCGUCGUCGAGCAUACUGUAACUACACCUGUUGGCCGUACCUACGCGGGGCUCAUGUUCCAAGGAAAGAUCUGCGGCGUCUCUAUUAUGCGAGCCGGUGAAGCCAUGGAACAGGGUCUCCGAGACUGCUGUAGGUCAGUAAGAAUCGGUAAGAUUUUAAUCCAGAGAGACGAAGAGACAGCAAAGCCGAAACUAUUUUACGAUAAAUUACCGGAGGACAUUGCGCAAAGAUGGGUUCUUUUACUCGAUCCUAUGUUUGCAACAGGUGGCUCCGCUAUCAUGGCCGUCGAUGUCCUAAAAUCCCGUGGUGUUCCAGAGGAGAGGAUCCUUUUUCUGAAUCUUAUUGCUAGCCCACAGGGAAUCCAAAACUUUGCAUCCAAGUUCCCUAAGCUCCGAGUGGUCACGGCAUUCGUUGAUCAGGGUCUCGACGAAAAGAACUAUAUCAUCCCAGGUUUAGGUGAUUUUGGAGAUCGAUUCUACACUAUGUAG
Molecule: messenger RNA, 747 nt
Organism: Hypoxylon trugodes
Lineage: Eukaryota; Fungi; Ascomycota; Sordariomycetes; Xylariales; Hypoxylaceae
Product: uracil phosphoribosyltransferase
Exons: 5
Coding region: 1-747 (248 amino acids)
Source: RefSeq, a predicted model, not a curated record